UCUCCCUCAGCUGUGGGACGAGGUAUGAAAGGCUCCUGGCUCUCUGAUCUUCUCAGUGCCUAUAUUUACCAAGCAUGCCGUGAUUAAAACUUAAAAAGGUCAGGAAUUUGAGCAGAGGUCGGCUGAGAAGGACGUAAACUAUUUAACGAUUAUGUGAGGACGUUGUCUCGUCUGGAAAAGUGAACCGGCAGAUGCAAUACAAUAUCAAACCACUUGUCAGGAGUUGCCUUCUGUUGGGACACUUCCACCGUGGGAAUCCAAGUCAUGAAAACCAUCUCACUGCACUGAAUCAGUGUCAGCAGCAGCAGCAGCAGCAGCAGCAGCAGCAGCAGCAGCAGCAGAACAAACCUGCUGCCAAUUUCCUUUUUCAACUCUAAUGACUGAUAUGAAAUUAGGCUACUUUUUUUCAGACUGGUGCUUUUCAAAAAUCUUGGUGGGAAAGGAAUCAUAUUUUUAGUUUGUCUCCUCGGGAAAGAGCAAAUCUGACUUUUCAGCCUGCAUGAAUUGAUGGUUUUGUAUUUUUCUUGCAAAGACAGAAGGAAGAGGAAGCCAUUAUGAAAUGGGAGAAGUUAAAGCCUCCAGAGCCAGAUGAUGCUAUGUGCUGCUGUGAGUGCGACAUCUAUCAGUACGGAUGCUGCUGUGACUGCGAAGACUUGGACGAAGCCUUCAACAGGUGGCUGAAGGACAGACCCUCUAAAGGUCUAUGUCAGUCCUCUGUUCUUGGGGCUGUGAUCGACAACCUGGAGAUCUCCAUGAUCCCAGCUCUGGUGCUCCUGCCUCUCCUGCUGCAGGUUGCAUCCCUGCAUUACCUGCUGGGCAUCAUCAUCCUCACAGCUCUGCCCGGCCUGGUCCUCUGGUACUACUACGCCACGCACCGGCGGAAGAGACGCACCCUCUUCUUCCUCACCCUUGCACUCUACUCCCUGGCCUACAUGUAUUACCUCUUCAUCACAGAGAUCUUACCACGCGGGGACGUCAGCCCGGUGCAGGUGUGUACUUUGACUGCUGGGAUGUUCCUCACCAUUGGCUCUCUCAUUCACACCAAGCGAGGCCCAGGUUUUGUGACCACUUCUCUCUGUGAGACGCACAACAAGGACUCUGCACGGCUUAGAGGAGCCACUCAGUCAGACGCCUCCUCCUCCUCCUCCUCCUCCUCCUCCAACGGGAAUGAAACAAAAGCAGCCGCGACAUCCAAAUGGAGCAGGUGCCCCGUGUGCAACAUAGUGCGACCCCCACGGGCUGGACACUGUCGAACCUGUGGCUCCUGCGUCCAGCGCCUGGACCACCACUGUAUCUGGAUAAACAGCUGUGUCGGACAGGAAAACCACCGCAGCUUCCUGCUGACCCUGUCUGUGUUCGUGCUGACGUCCAUGUACGGGAUCAGACUGGUGCUUUUCAGCCUCUGCCCUCAGCAGCAUGUCGCGACGGCUCUCUUCUACUGCCCCAGUGUCUACAGUCAGUCCAGCACGGCACUUUGCUUCACCUGUGCUUGGUACAGCAGCAUUGUUACAGGUGGACUGUUGUACCUGUUAGUGGUGCAGGUUAUUAAUAUCAGCUUCAACGUGACGGAGCGCGAGGCUCAGCUGGCUCUGAGGAACAAAGUGGGCCAGAGCCGCCUGUGGGGGCUUGUCGUGGUCACAGGAGAACAUUCACGUGGCUUCUGUCAGAACUGGGUUGAGUUCCUCACAAUGACAGACAGCUCAGCUUCCCCUCGCUCCAGCCUCACUGACUUGGUCUAAUUGUGCUUAACUACCUU
Solea senegalensis (Senegalese sole) is the source of this 1756-nucleotide messenger RNA. RefSeq names its product palmitoyltransferase ZDHHC23-A-like. Bases 555 to 1739 code for a protein of 394 amino acids. The record is from RefSeq and is a predicted model, not a curated record. Gene Ontology annotation, cellular component: endoplasmic reticulum; Golgi apparatus. The transcript has 5 exons. Gene Ontology annotation, molecular function: protein-cysteine S-palmitoyltransferase activity. Gene Ontology annotation, biological process: peptidyl-L-cysteine S-palmitoylation; protein targeting to membrane. NCBI's taxonomy places the organism in Eukaryota, Metazoa, Chordata, Actinopteri, Pleuronectiformes, Soleidae.